Scophthalmus maximus (turbot) is the source of this 2787-nucleotide messenger RNA. Its product is annotated as protein-glutamine gamma-glutamyltransferase 2-like. The coding region runs from base 356 to 2398 and encodes 680 amino acids. The transcript has 15 exons. Lineage: Eukaryota; Metazoa; Chordata; Actinopteri; Pleuronectiformes; Scophthalmidae. Gene Ontology annotation, molecular function: protein-glutamine gamma-glutamyltransferase activity. The record is from RefSeq and is a predicted model, not a curated record. Gene Ontology annotation, biological process: peptide cross-linking.
UCAUCAGAGAUAAACAUUACAGUUCAGUUGCUGAAUAAGGAACUGUUCCUGUAACACAUCACAUGGGUUCGGAGGUUUGUCAGCAGCAUUCGUUCACAGCAGCCCUGAGGGCCACAGUGGAAUAGAAGAAGAGUAAAGAGGGAGGAGUGUUGUAAGUCGCUUUGCCCGCCCUGACUAAAAACAGAAUCAGGGAUGUGAGGACCAGACCGAUGGGGGCGUCCCCACUCCGGUUUCACAAGCUACAAAUACCCCUGAGGGUCUGUUGCACUGCAGACUGAUCAAGCAACAGGACCAGGCCGCAGCUGAAGUGUCACUUUCAUCACAGGAGCCAAGACGGAAGAACUCUGCUGCAGACAUGGGUCAAGACUUCGACAUUGAGCGAUGUGAUCUGAACAUCAAGCACAACAGCAGCAGCCAUCAUACGGAGCUAAAUGGAGAGGAGCGCUUGAUUGUCCGGAGGGGAAAGCCCUUCAUCAUCGUUCUACACCUGAAACCCUGCGGCAAAGAAUUCAAACUGGGUGAAACAACCUUCACACUCAUGGUUGAAACUGGUCCGUUGCCCAGGGAAGAGUCGGGCACUAAGGUGUCCUUCGGUCUCCGUGACUCCACAGUGGACACUGAAUGGAGCGCAUCCGCUACCAAUGAUCCCUCUGGAUACACAGUGUCUGUGUCUAUCAAUUCCUCCCCCAAUAGUCCCAUCGGAGUUUACUCUCUGACUCUGGACCAGGAAGGGAAGAAGACCAGUUUAGGACAGUUCACCCUGCUUUUUAAUCCUUGGUGCCCCAGCGAUGCUGUUUACAUGCCCAGUGAGACCAAGAGGCAGGAGUAUGUCUUGGCGCAGCACGGGCAGAUCUACAGGGGAACACACAAACGCAUCAAAGGGAUGGCCUGGAACUUCGGACAGUUCGAAGCAGGAAUACUGGAUAUCUGCCUGAAGAUCCUGGAUGAAAAUCCCAAGUUUGUGUCUGACGCUGACAAGGACUGCUCCGCCAGGAGAAACCCCAUCUAUGUGACCAGGGUGCUGAGUGCCAUGAUCAACAGUAACAACGACAGUGGUGUGCUGGUGGGAAACUGGGGAAAGAUCUCGGACGGGGUUCAUCCAGGAGCGUGGAUCGGCAGUGGUGACAUUUUGCACCAGUGGGCAGACAGUGGCCCUGUCUGCUACGGCCAGUGUUGGGUCUUUGCCGCUGUGGGGUGCACAGUGUCCCGAGCCCUGGGCAUCCCGUGUCGAGUGGUUACUAACUUUGGAUCCGCUCACGACUCUGACGGCAACCUGGUGAUAGAGAAGCUGUACAAUGAAGUAGGCGAACCGAUUUCCGAGGGGGAUUCGAUAUGGAAUUUCCAUGUCUGGGUGGACAGCUGGAUGACUCGUCCAGACUUGGGGUCGGAGUACGAUGGGUGGCAAACCAGCGACCCGACCCCGCAGGAAACCAGCGAUGGUGUGUUCUGUUGCGGGCCGGCCCCACUGAGGGCCAUCAAGGAAGGAGAGCUGACCAAGAAGUACGACACUCCCUUUAUCUUUGCUGAGGUUAAUGCAGAUGUCGUGGACAUGGUGCAGAAGUCAAACGGAGAGGUCAUCAAGUUCACUUCGACUAAUUUUGUUGGACGAUUCAUCAGCACCAAAGCCGUGGGCUUGGACCAGAGACACGACAUCACGCACCAUUACAAGUAUCCAGAAGGCUCAAAGGAGGAGAGGCAGGUGUAUGGGAAGGCCCAGCACCACAACAAGCUACAGCAGCGAGGAGAACAGCCAGGCCUCAAACUUAAGAUCAAGUUUUCUGACAACAUGGCGGUGGGCUCGGACUUCGAGGUCUACGCUGUCCUCACCAACAACCACAUGAAGACAAAAUCCUGCACCGUCCUGUUCUCCGCCAAAGCCGUCGGCUACAGCGGAAAACUGGGAGACAGCUGCGCGUUUGCUUCGGACAAAGUGGAGUUGACCCCUGGAGAAGAAUGGCGCCUGCCCCUCAGACUGCAGUAUGACCUUUAUGGAUCGGUGAUCACCUCCGACAGGCUGAUCCAGCUCACAGCCUUUACCAUGGACAAGCAGGCCCUGGACUACCACAAGGCGGAGAAGACCAUCGUGCUGGACGAGCCAGACAUAGAGAUCAAGCUGUUGGGAGAAGCCACAGUGAACCGGCCGGUGGCAGCAGAGCUCACCUUGUUGAACCCUUUACCGGAGACACUGCAGGACUGCAGCUUCACCUUGGAGGGCAUCGGCCUCACCGACGGCAAACCCGUUACAGCCAAGAUUGGAGCUGUGGGCCAGAGACAGGAAGCCAGAGCCCGCGUGGUGUUCACUCCCAGCAGCGCUGGCUUCCACAUGCUAGUGGUGAACUUCGAUUGCGUGAAACUGAAGAACAUCAAGAGCUCCAUGUUCGUUGUCGUGAAGGGCUGAGCCAGGACACAGUGUGAACACAGUCACGGCUUUUUAAAAUGUUGUUGUUUAAAUGCACUGCAGUGGCAGAAUAGCCGGGGGCCUGAAGCUUUUCACUUUUCUAAUUUGCCUCAACUUUUUUUUCUCCAGUAAUUAAGCACAAUUAUCGACAUUCACUUGCCACAGUUGUAGGCUUCUAUGGAAUAAAUAGCUUGCACAUUUGUUUCACUUGAAUGAAUGACUAUCUUUGAUAUGGAUACAUUUAAAGGUCACAGUAAACCUUGUCUAGCUUGUGAUUUAGAGUAUUUUUUUAAGGGAGCAGCACUUCAUCACCCUAUUUUUUGAUGAUGAUGAUGAUGAUGAAGGGAAAAAACAAUCUACUUUGCCAAAUAAAUACAAUUAGAAAAUCA